AACAUAUGUGCAUCGUUCCCAAUUUCUACUAACCUGAUUUAACACGGUGCAAUCCAUUUACUACUCCAUAAAUGCAAAAGUCUGCAAAGUUUUCAUCUUUGUCACUAUUGAUUUCAAGUACAAAAUAUUUAUUUUCAGCAUUUUUCCAGUAAAUUUUACAUUUCUUUUUUCCAACCAACGACUUAAAUGCAAUGACAACUGGCUUCCAUAGUGAAUUAUGCGGGAACGAAGCAUUGCUGAAUAAAAUGUCAAUAUUUUCAUCAAGUUCCUCUUCUUCGAUUAUCAACGUUUUUGAGUACGAUGACGAAGUACGAUUAUAGAAAAGUUUUUUUUCACUUCUGUGUAGGAAGGCAAUGGCAUCUUUUAAAUUGGAAAAAGAUUGUGAUUUUGUAGUUUGAAAGGAUGAAAAAAAAUAACUCAUUUUUGGUGUUAGGCGUUAUCUAAAAUUGAAUAGGAAAAAGAAAUUUCGAGGUUUUAGUAAGUUUGAAUAAUUUAUAUAAAUUUUUUAAUUGAUAACAUAUUAAAUAUGAAGCUAAAGAUGUCAUCUAUAAAUGAUGUCCACAGGAAACUGAUUAGGAAACAAAUAACAUCCAAUUAUUUCUUCAAACCUUCCUCCACUCAUAACAGUCAAUGGCUUAGAAAGUGUAUUUUGCACCCCUCUAACAACCUCCCCUCCCCACAAUUUAGCACAUGGAAAUGAUGAGAAAAAAUAAUGAAAAAGAGACAAAGAAGCAAAAAAAGGAACAUAAAAAUGAAGAUGAUGACAAUGCAAGUUGCAGAAUGUCGACAGAACAGGUUCGACAUGCAUUAACUGUUCUGCCAGAUCCACCAAAAUUCCAGAUUAAAGAAUUUUCACCAAAUGUCAAAUCAAACAAAAGAGCUUUACGAGAUUAUAAAGAAAUUUGGACAUUUUCUGAUUGCAAUAAAAUUAAUUUUUUGGGUAUUAAAAAUGACACAAAUCAGACUUUAGCAAAAUUUUGCCAAAGCUUCCUUCCAUCGGAUUCAAACUUUAUGAAAUUUGGACAACCAGACAGAAGAAUUGAGCCAACAAUUGAUAUCCAAGAACUCAGAAAUCACAAACAGCAAAACUUGUUUAUUCAUGCAGCCAUAAAAAACCGCAGUGACAUCAUCGAUAAGCUUUUCAAGUAUAACUUUGAUAUUGAUCAUGAAGAUGACGUCAAUCUUAACGUCAUUGACCAUUUAUGGAUUAAUUUCAUCAAUUCUAAAGACAUAAGUAUCGAAAAUGAAAUUUUAAUUCUUUUGAAAGCAAAUUCUAAAUUUCCAAAAGAAAAUCUAGGUUUUGAGUAUGAAAAGGCACCAGAUGUUGUUAAAAAAUUCAUUGACACGAGUGAAGAAAUGCAUCAAUUAAUUAAAAACGAUUAUGUCCGUGGAAUUCAGAAGUUGUUAAGCAGAAACAACAAUUUGCGGUACUUUUACGACAGAUUUAAUGAAUCUGCAAUGUUCCUAGCCUUAAAAAAGAAUCAAAUUAAUUCAAUAGAAGCUAUUAAGGAUGUGUUAUCGAUUAAUAGGAGUGAAAAAUUGAGCGAUAUUUACGGAGAUUUGGAUUUAUCAAUAGAUUGUGCAUUAAGUCGUCACAUUUUGGUGCUUAAUUCUAGAUCAAUAAUACUUAACAAUACAAUGGCAAGUCAAGAAUGCUGGAAAUUAAUCAAUGACGCUUACAAUGUCCUUAAUAAGAAUGAAAUUUGUUCCAAAAUAUUAAGAAUUGCUGCGACUUGUGAGGAGCUGUUCAUCAACUUUGAUUUUAAGGAACAGAAUGUUUGUACCAAGGAUAAAGCUGCAGAUAAGACAGAUGGAAGUGCUAAAAUCAAUGUCAAUGCCAAAAACUUAAUCAAUUCAAAUAAAUUGGCAACUUUAUGUGAUUUUGUCCAAAAAUUGAGUCAUUUGGUGAUUAAAAUUACAUUUUUGGAUACAAAUGCAAACAUAGAACCUGGAAAAGUCACAAAUCCAGCUCAUCAAGGCUACAAGACAACACAAGACGAAAAAUUAAAUCAAGUUGUCAAAAAAGUCUUCAAAUUUUAUUCCAAAAGCAACAAAAACUUUGACAAUUUCAACUAUUUUAAGUCAGCAGACGUCAAGGAAGUAGAAAAGGCAUUAAAAUAUCUUCAUGAUCCUGAAAAUACUGUUGAAUACGAUGACUUGAUAGCACCGAUGAAGCUUAGAAUUUUGUCUUCAAAAAUAAUAUUUCAAGGGCAAGAAACAACCUUGAAUGACAUGAUUGGCGAUGAUCCCAAUGUCCUCAAAUUUUUGACAUCCGAGAAUAUUCAAAAUAUUUUAUUGAGGAAUGAAAUCAUUGAAAUUGGGGAACUGCGACAGUGUGAGAAUGUAAUUGAAAGGAAGUUUUUAAAAAUUGAUGUCCACAAUGUUGAAAAAGACAUCAAAGAUCAUCAAAACGAGCCAUCCAUGCUGCAAACUAUAAAAAAUCUAAUUUUCUUCGAACCAACAAAACAAGAGAACCUACAAACAUCAAGCUUCAAUGACCACCAACCAGAAACAUUGAGUUAUCAACAAGUGAUGUCAGUUGAAGCUUCAAAAUUAUUCAUCCUAAUUGGUUCAGCUGGAGCUGGAAAAACAGCAGCUUUUCGUGAUUUAGCUGUGAAAUUAAAGAAGAAUUUCCCUAAUUUUUGGGUUGGAUUGGUGAAUAUUAGGAAAAAUUCUAAAGUUUUGGAGAAAUACAGCAAUACAGGAGCUGAGUUGACAGCAGAAGAUGUUAUUAAUCUGUUCGUAGAAGUUUUCAACAUACAAUCAAGAUUUGGCAUCGAAAUCUUCAAGAAAAUGUUCAAAGAAAACAAAUUUAUAUUGCUGAUUGACGAAUUUGAUGAAAUUAAGGCUGAAAAGCUCGAUUUUAUGAUAAAAAUAAUUAAAUUUUUGAAAAAUAAUCAACUUUGGAUAUCCACAAGACAUCAUCUUGCACUUAAAUUAUCAAAAUCUAUCAAAUUUGAUGCAAUUUACAAUUUAUAUCCAAUGACACAGCAUGAAAAUGAGUCACUAAUCAAACAAACUUUAAUGACUCAUAAAUCCUUCAAAUUAAGAACUUUAGACACUGAAAUUCCUAAAGAUUUAAUUAAUUUCAUUGACUUCCUUGAGCACAGCAGCCAUAAAAUCAAUAAUCCACUGACUAUUGAAAUAAUAACAGAGCUUUAUGCUGAAAAUAUCAUCAAAUUAUCACAAGACUCACUUAAUACAUAUCAAGCACUUGACGCAAUUUACAGCAGAUUAGAAACUAAGUUCAAUGAUAAAAUUGAUUUAAUGCUGAAUUGGCACAAAAAAAGGUUCUCAAUCGAUGAUAUUUAUCAAGUUUAUGCCUUAAAAGUUAUGUUUGGAGCUGAUUAUAAAGAUCAACUUGAAGAUUUAGCAAUCAUGAAAAAUUGGAAAAGUGAACAACGACAUUGGACAGAAGAAGAAAUUGAAAGUCAUGGACUCUUGUUUGUGGAUUCAAAGGAUGACGAGAACAAUGUCAAAUUCAUUCAUGUCAGCUUUGCAGAACUUUUCGUUUCUAAAUUCUGUCUUUCUUUCCUAUUUGACAAUUAUUUUGGAAUUGAGGAUGAAGAAUUUGAAAAAACUUUCAAUUUGCUAAAAUUCAUCGCAAGUAAGAGAAUUUACAGAAAUAUUUGUAAUUUUUUAUGGGAUUUUAUAAAAAAUUCUGAUCAAAACUUUCACGAAACUGUUAUUAAAAUAUUGAAGGAUGGUGGAAAUAAUGAAAGCGAUCCACAAAGCUUUUUAAAAAGUUUGUUUUCAAAUUAAAUAGAAUUUUUAAAUUUUAUUAAAUGAGAAUUGUGCAAUCGAUAUUUAGAACCACCUAAACUCAAUAAGGUCUUCCGACAAUAUCUCCUAACCUUUUAAGUCUUAUGGCUAACUUGUAGAUGGGAGGUUUGUUCGUUCGUCUUGUUGUAAAUUAUUCGCAUUUUGCUUGCAUAGAUCAAUAAAUCAUUGCUCAAGUAAAAUCAGAAAUCAAAAUUAAAAUCCGGAAGCUACAAAACAAAUAAUCUUAUAAAAGAAAAAAAAAUCACAAAACGGUUCCUUGGGAUUCCAAAAAUAUUCCUAUUUUUAAAAUUUAUUAAGGAUUUAAAAAACAAAAAAUAUUUUAAGAGUCGUUCACUUAUAUUGUCUGUAAUUAACGGUCAUUUUCAAAAAGAGAACGAUGGAUUUUCAGGAACUUUUAUAGAUCUUUUCUUCUUGACCCCUCCCCCCCCCCAUUCCUCCCCCCCCCCAUUCCCCCCCCCCCCCCCCUCUUUCUUGAAAAAACUGAAGGAGAAGAUCGACAAUGAACCACAUUUGUGCCAUUUUUAUGACAGAAACAAUCAAGGCAUCAUGUUUGACCGCGACGAAACUGGCGAGAUCCUCGCAUUGCAUGAAGACACAAGUCCAUUGUACGAGGAAAUUGUGACUGACGUUAAUUUGAGUGAAUCACCGACCGCACACUUAUUCAUCCUUAAAUCAAAAAAAAAAAAGACAAUUUUAAUCCACAGCAAUCACAAAAGCAAUGGAUUUGCUCCCUCCCCAAUCUCCCCUCGUUCCCUGGACUUCAUAAGUGAACGGCCUCUUUUCGUCCGCAUUAUGAACAGGCAGAAAUCAAAUGCAAAACACUAGAAGUCUCAAAGUGCUUCCAGUAAACCAACCAGCCAAUCAGCCAACCAUAUACCUCUUAGUUUUAUAUCAGAUCAUUUAAAUAAUUGUGAAAGAAAUAAAGUUUAAAUAGGGUAAAUGACCUUGAAAUUUGCGCAUUUUCACACAUGAAAUUUUCAUUUGCUUCAAUCUCUUCGGAGGAUUGUAACUGAGUCCAACUAAUGGUCUUGAAAUGCAGGGAAUCAAAGAUAUUUUCUUCUUUAUAUGUGUAAAGGAAGCUCUGCUGCGUCAAUGCAGAGAAAUUUGACUUUUAAAGUUGAACUUUGAAAUUUGCGCAGAAAACUUUGAAAUUUGCGCAAAAAAAUCUUAAAAUUUGCGCACUUUUUCAGUAGCGAUCUUUGACAUAUUUUAAAGAAAAAUGUGUAAACAAACAUUUUUCUUUACAUUUAUUUGGUGCAUCAACUCUAAAUUCAAGCAAAAAAUGGAGCCAUGGAUUUAAAUUUUUAAGAACUUUUUGAUCAAGAAUUUCUACAAGAAAGAAUGUUUUAUUUUGUGGUUGGUGUAUAUGUGGCUAGCUCGUUCAAUUUCAUGUCAAGAAGAGACAUCAAGAAAAACAUGUCUUGAAAAUUUAUUUCAAGCCCUGACAAGAACAGUUCAAAACUCACAUAUCAAAUAUCAAACAAAUGUCAAUUUUAAAGCACUUCUAAAUGUCAGGAUUUAUUUAUAACAUAUCAAAUAAACAGAAAAUAUUUUAAGCAUUAAACAUAUUUUUGUCUCCAUUCUUUAUUAACUGAUGACUUUCCAUACUUAAACAGGACCUUCAUGGAUGUUUCCUUGAAGUGCUCAAAUUUGAUCAUUUUUGACGGUUUUCUUGACUUUUGCUGGCGUUUUUAUUGAAAUAAAUAUUUAGAAAUCAUUUGCAUAAUUUUUGUCCUAUGUCCUCAUAUCCAUUUCAUCAACAAUCCUUCUAAAAUCCUCAUUUUUGGAUUUAAAUAUUAAUUAAUGUUGACAAAAUUUUCUGUCGAUUUCUACGAUACAAAGUGCGCAAAUUUCAAAAUUUUCAGAAAAUUUUGCGCAAAAUUCAAGGUUCAAAAAUGGGAACUUUUAAAAUGGAAUUUUAAAGCAGUUCUACUCAUCCUUUUGAAUUUGCACCAUCAAAAUAAUUUGAAGCAACGUCAGAUCUUCAUUUUUGGUACCAAAAUCUCAACUAAAUCUAUCACAUACAUCCCAAAAUCAAAUUUUUAAGAAAUAUUUUUUUUGUAUGGGAUUUUUCGGGUGCAAAUUAUUGAGCUUCCUAAUGGUUUAAUAUCACUAAAAAUGAUGCAAAAACAUCUGCGCUGGUGUUCUACAAACAUUUCCCAUUGAUCGUCUGAACAGAAGUGACAUUUUUACAUAUAAUUUUAAAAUUUUCGUUUUCAUACGAGUGCGCAAAUUUCAAGGUUGCGCAAAUUUCAAAGUCAUUUACCCUAAAAAU
Molecule: messenger RNA, 6058 nt
Organism: Chironomus riparius
Lineage: Eukaryota; Metazoa; Arthropoda; Insecta; Diptera; Chironomidae
Source: the annotation of a GenBank genome assembly